AUGGACGACGACUAUCUCCAGACAACCAACUAUGCCCACUCCUCAUCCAUCCUCGCCCUCACCAGCCGCUCGCUCCUCCGGCUCAAGGAAGCCAUCGUCAGCACCACCACCUUCUACCCGCUCGUCGCACUGGCCAAGAAGACGAUCGUCUCGCUGAUGAGCAGGAUCGAGCAUGGCCAGAUCAAGCUGACCACCCCGGCCGAGAGCUUCGUCUUCGGCCGCUCCAAGGUCCACCCAGUCACCAACGACGAGCUCGUGGCAGUCAUCGAUGUCCGCAACGACGCCUUCUGGCUCCGCAUGUUCCUGCUCAGCGACAUCGGAUUCGCCGAGGCAUACAUGGUCGGCGACAUCCACGUCCACCGUCUGGACUCGCUCUUCAAGAUCUUCAUCCUCAAUCGGGCCCACUUGUCCGAGAUGUCCAUGCUCAGCGCGUCCCUCUUCAGCUCCCUCAACACCCUCAUGAACUCGCGCUUCGUCAACACCAUCUCCAACACCAUCUCCAACAUCUCUGCCCACUACGACCUGUCCAACGGGAUCUUCGAGGCCUUCCUGUCCAAGGACAUGACCUACUCGUGUGCCUACUUCCCCCCCUCCCUCGGGGGCCCGGACGGCGAUCUUGUGGGCCCGGGCGCAGACCAGGGAGCAGACGAUCGGGCGGCUGGCAAGGGCACGAAGGACCCGCUCGAGACGGCCCAGUACGCCAAGCUCGACCUGAUCAUCGAUCAGGCCAAGAUCAGGAGGGGCGACCGGGUGCUCGAGAUCGGCUCGGGCUGGGGCAGCUUCGCGAUCCGGGCCGUCGAGCGGACGGGGUGCAGGGUGGACACGGUGACCCUGUCGGUCGAGCAGAAGGCGCUCGCCGAGGCCCGCAUCCGCCAGGCCGGCCUCGAACACUCCAUCGUCGUCCAUCUGCUCGACUACCGCGACUUGCCCGCCAGGUUCAAGCACACAAAAUUCGAUCGCCUCGUCUCGAUCGAGAUGAUCGAGAGCAUCGGCAUCGAGUUCCUCGAGAGCUACUUCGCAGUCGUCCAUCAGUGCUUGCACCCGCUCUCCGGCAUCGCCGUCUUCCAGGUCAUCACCAUCCCCGAAUCCCGCUUCGACCGCUACGUCAAAGAAGUCGACUUCAUCCGUAAGUGGAUCUUCCCCGGCGGGAUCCUGCCCUCAGUCACAUUCAUGACCAACGCGAUCGCGAAGGGCUCUAGCCAGCGGCUGCUGAUCGACUCGGUCCAGAACAUCGGCCCCCAUUAUGCACGCACCUUGCGCGAAUGGGAGCGCCGGUUCACCGACAACUUCGACCGCUUGGUCGCACCCUGCUUGCUGCACACGUACCCUGAACUCGCUGACAACCCGCACCGGAUCCAGAUCUUCAAACGCAAAUGGAUCUAUUACUUCGAGUACUGCGCGACCGGCUUCCAGGCGCGAGUCAUCGGCGACCACAUCUUCACGCUCACAAGAGAGGGGAACUUGACCCUUUAG
This is a messenger RNA of Puccinia triticina, 1473 nucleotides long. RefSeq lists its product as uncharacterized. The coding region runs from base 1 to 1473 and encodes 490 amino acids. Gene Ontology annotation, biological process: lipid biosynthetic process. Lineage: Eukaryota; Fungi; Basidiomycota; Pucciniomycetes; Pucciniales; Pucciniaceae. The record is from RefSeq and is a predicted model, not a curated record. The transcript has 6 exons.